AUGAAAUCGAACAUCUGUAAGAAAUUUGAGUUUGUAGGAAUCUUAUGCCGCCAUGCCAUUAAGAUACUGUAUCACAGAAAUAUCCAUGAUCUUCCUCCACAGUACAUUCUAAAGAGGUGGUCAAAAGAUGCCAAGAGUGGAACCGUGAGGGAUCGAGAGGGAAACCAAAUGCAAGCUGAUUCUAGCUCACUAAUAUCUUUACGUUACAAUGAGCAUCUUCAGAAGGCUAUUAAUAUUGCGACUAAGGGUUCACUUAAUGAAGAGUCUCAUUUAGUGGCCAGUCGUGCACUGGACAAUGCCCUAUUAGAAGUUGAAUCUGCUACAAAAGCAACUCAAGGAGGCAGCAGCGAUGAUUUCCACACAUCUCUAGCAACUCAGUCCCACUCUGGAGAGAGAGUUUUUGUGGGAGAAGGAGGUGACAAAAGUAUAAUGUUCACCGCUAGGCAAAUUAUUGGUGAUCUAGAUAUUGGACAAAAAAGGAGAAAAACACGAAAUAGUUUUGUUGAUUUAAGCCAUGAGCUCAGCAUGGAUAAUCUGCACCAUCAACAAGGACAAAAUCAUAGGCUACCAGAUGGACUGAAGAGAAAUGACCCACCUAUUCAUCCAAGUCUGCAGAUAGUUUCCACACCAAAUUCCGCUCACCUUCCGUAUACUCCAGUUAGCUUCUCAGAAUCGACACAAUUUAUCUAUCCAAUUAUACGUCCUAAUUUACAGUAUAUCUCAAGUCCGUACACACAGGGGUCCAGUGGUCUUGGGAUGGAACCCUGUCCAUUUAUCACUCAUGGCGCCCCAGAGGGAUCUUAUAUUUCGAGUAAGCCUCAUAACUUAGGAAGUACGUACUCAAAACCAACAACUGCAAACACUGGUUUCAAGCCUCACCAGACCUUGAACGCAUUGGGAUAUGACCUUGUUUCCAGUGGUACUGAGAACCAUCUGCGAGUCUUGGUCAAUCUGAAAAACAAGGUUAGUAGGAAUAACGUUCCACUUUAA
Papaver somniferum (opium poppy) is the source of this 990-nucleotide messenger RNA. RefSeq names its product protein FAR1-RELATED SEQUENCE 1-like. Gene Ontology annotation, biological process: regulation of DNA-templated transcription. The transcript is spliced from 6 exons. The record is from RefSeq and is a predicted model, not a curated record. The coding region runs from base 1 to 990 and encodes 329 amino acids. Gene Ontology annotation, molecular function: zinc ion binding. NCBI's taxonomy places the organism in Eukaryota, Viridiplantae, Streptophyta, Magnoliopsida, Ranunculales, Papaveraceae.